CUUGACGUGUAUUAUUACUGCUGCACAGUACACUCAGUAUAUGCUGUGUAGUGGUAAAAGUACAUGUACCACCAUCCUUGAAAGGGGGAUAGAGGCACCUAGCCUGGCAACCCCGCUCCUGUCAAACCCUCGCUGCAGGGGAUGCCAGUUGCUGCUGGAAGUUGCACACUGAAAGUAGCCUCUUUGCACUUGUCAGUAGCACAGUGAGCUAACCAUGGCGGGCAAGAGGGCGUUAGUAAUCCUGUCUAAAGGUGCCGAGGAGAUGGAGACUGUUAUCCCCGUGGACAUCAUGCGCAGAGCCGGGAUUGCAGUGACCGUUGCAGGACUGACGGGUAAAGAGCCGGUCCAGUGCAGCAGAAACGUCGUCAUCUGCCCUGAUGCCAGCCUGGAGGAGGCCAGCAAACAGGGGCCGUAUGAUGUGGUGCUUCUGCCGGGAGGAAUGCCAGGAGCCCAGAAUCUGGCAGAGUCUCCUGCUGUGAAAGAGGUGCUGAAGGAUCAAGAUGGCAGAAAAGGCCUGAUUGCAGCCAUCUGUGCAGGUCCCACUGCUCUUCUGGCACAUGGCAUCGGGUACGGCAGCACAGUCACAACACACCCUGGAAUGAAGGAGAAGAUGAUGGCUGGAGACCACUAUAAAUAUUCAGAUGCUCGAGUGCAGAAGGAUGGACAUUACAUCACCAGCCGUGGGCCAGGAACCAGUUUCGAGUUUGCCCUGACGAUUGUAGAGGAACUUAUGGGGGCUGAGGUUGCAGCUCAAGUCAAAGCUCCUCUUAUUAUGAAAGACUGACUGUAUCCGCACUCACUCACUUGCAAGCAGCACUGCCCACUAUAUACAUCUGGCACUACUGAGACAGCUAAUCCAAUGUAGCUGGCACAAAGAGUCAAAGUCACUUGUGACAAAUCAUUCACCCUCCGGGACAUGAGGAUGUUUCUGUUCUGACAGGUUAUUGUCUUCCUCUGUCUUUGCUAGUUGGCAAUGAAAGGCACCCAACACUGAAAUACAAUAUCACUGCGCAGGCUUUCCAAAGGAGAUGAAAUUAUUUUUGUUUCACUGUAGAGAUCAAAUCAAAAUAAUCAAAUAAUUUGUUUUGCUUUUCUCAUGUCAUUAAAAGAUAAAUGUGAUGAAA
Messenger RNA from Acanthopagrus latus (yellowfin seabream), 1124 nucleotides. RefSeq names its product parkinson protein 7 (gene park7). Lineage: Eukaryota; Metazoa; Chordata; Actinopteri; Spariformes; Sparidae. Bases 215 to 784 code for a protein of 189 amino acids. The transcript is spliced from 6 exons. Gene Ontology annotation, cellular component: nucleus; cytosol. Gene Ontology annotation, molecular function: protein deglycase activity. The record is from RefSeq and is a predicted model, not a curated record. Gene Ontology annotation, biological process: protein deglycation, glyoxal removal; guanine deglycation, glyoxal removal.